AUGUACGGCUCCAUUUAUACAAAAGCAGACUGCAACAUGUUCUCACGGCCAAUCAGAAUCACCACUGCAGAGCAAACUAUCACCUUCAAUGUGCCCACAAAGACCAGCGAGGACAGACGUGGAGAAAUGUCUUCACUGUUCAUUAGCUUACUGAGGAUUCCUCUCCUCUUGCUCUUGCUCUAUGGGUUUGUGUGCUCACUGGACAUCCUAAGCUCUGCUUUUCAACUGGCUGGAGGCAAAGUGGCUGGAGACAUUUUCCAGGACAAUGCCAUCCUAUCCAACCCCGUAGCAGGACUCAUGGUGGGGAUUCUGGUCACGGUUCUGGUCCAGAGCUCCAGUACUUCCACAUCCAUUAUAGUCAGCUUGGUCUCAUCUGGAUUGCUUGAAGUGAAAUCUGCCGUCCCCAUCAUCAUGGGCUCCAACAUCGGCACGUCUGUCACCAACACCAUCGUCGCCCUGAUGCAAGCAGGAGAGAGGAACGAGUUUAAACGGGCGUUUGCUGGGGCGACGGUCCAUGACUGUUUUAACUGGCUGUCGGUGCUGGUUUUGCUGCCGGUGGAGGUGGCAUCUGGUCUGGUGAGUUACCUGGCCAGAGUCACUGUCAGCAGCUUUCAGCUGCACAGCGGACAAGAAGCACCUGAACUACUGAAGACGCUCACCGAACCCUUCACCAAACUCAUCAUACAGCUGGAUAAAUCAGUAAUAACGGGCAUCGCUCUGGGCGACGAGUCCAUGAGGAAUCACAGCCUCGUGAAAGUCUGGUGCAAGUCCAGCAGCUUUGUGUCCUCAGUGAAUGUGACAGCAGCUGCCGCCCAGAACUGCUCCACUGAACUGCAUUGUGGGAAGGAUAGUGAUCUCACUUGGAUCACACAGAAUAUCAGCUCGCAGAUCAACACAGAGAAAUGCCGGCAUCUGUUUGUGGACUCGGGUUUGUCAGACCUGGCGGUGGGGCUCAUUCUGUUAGCCAGCUCUCUGAUGGUGCUGUGCACCUGCCUGCUGCUCAUCGUCAAAGUGCUGAACUCUCUCCUCAAAGGUCAAGUUGCAAAGGUCAUCGAAGGGGUCAUCAACACGGGCCGGCAUCUGUUUGUGGACUCGGGUUUGUCAGACCUGGCGGUGGGGCUCAUUCUGUUAGCCAGCUCUCUGAUGGUGCUGUGCCCCUGCCUGCUGCUCAUCGUCAAAGUGCUGAACUCUCUCCUCAAAGGUCAAGUUGCAAAGGUCAUCGAAGGGGUCAUCAACACGGAUUUCCCGUACCCUCUCGGCUGGCUGUCAGGAUAUCUGGCCAUGUUGAUUGGAGCAGGAAUGACCUUUAUCAUCCAGAGCAGCUCUGUUUUCACCUCGGCCUUGACUCCACUCAUAGGCAUUGGCGUGAUCAGUCUCAAUAGAGCGUAUCCUUUGACCUUGGGUUCCAACAUUGGCACUACCACCACGGCCAUCCUUGCAGCUCUCGCCAGCCCCAGAGAGAAGCUUCCUGCUGCAUGCCAGAUUGCCUUGUGCCAUUUUUACUUCAAUAUUUUUGGGAUUUUACUGUGGUAUCCAGUCCCGCUCACUCGUCUGCCCAUCCGUAUGGCGUCUGCGCUGGGCGAAUGCACUGCCAAGUACCGCUGGUUUGCUGUGCUUUACCUUCUGGUGUGUUUUCUGCUGCUGCCUUGCCUCGUGUUCGGCAUCUCUCUGGCCGGAUGGCAGGCCAUGGUCGGCGUGGGUGCGCCGUUCGCCGCGCUCACCAUCUUCAUCCUCCUGGUCAACCUGAUGCAGUCCCACAGUCCCACGCACCUGCCGAAGACACUGCGCAGCUGGGACUUUCUCCCGCAGUGGAUGCACUCUCUCAAACCGCUCGACAAGCUCAUUACCAAAACAACGGUGCUGUGCUGCAGCCCGGCUCGACUUAAUGACCCAGAUGUGGUUGUCGUGACUCCAGACACAACAAACAUCAAGCCAGAGUCAAAGAAACAAACCGAACAGUGGUAUGACAACCCUGCCCUGUCCCUACCUGAGGAGAUUUCCUCAGAGCCAAGAGUGUUUAGACUUAGAGGACUAGAAAGAUGCAACAGCACGCCAUUGUAGAUUUGUAGUCUUUCCAAAAUAAACCAUCAUGGUCUAAAUGGCCAGUCUCAGAUUUAUUCUCUAUUCCAAAACCUAGUGAGCUGCUUAUG
Molecule: messenger RNA, 2150 nt
Organism: Sinocyclocheilus anshuiensis
Lineage: Eukaryota; Metazoa; Chordata; Actinopteri; Cypriniformes; Cyprinidae
Gene: slc34a1a
Product: solute carrier family 34 member 1a
Exons: 13
Coding region: 1-2061 (686 amino acids)
Biological process (GO): sodium-dependent phosphate transport; intracellular phosphate ion homeostasis
Cellular component (GO): brush border; vesicle; apical plasma membrane
Molecular function (GO): sodium:phosphate symporter activity
Source: RefSeq, a predicted model, not a curated record